AUGCCGACGACCUCCGAUCCGAUCGUCUUCUAUGACAUUGCCCCGCGUCCCCCCGUGGAGAAAACCUGCUUCGCGCCAAACCCCUGGAAAGCGCGUCUGGCCCUGAACUUCAAGAGUCGCCCGUAUGCAACCACAUGGGUGCCAAUGCCCGACAUUCCCAAAGUCCGCAGUGGUCUGAAAGUACCCGCCUGUCGCAAAUUUGCCGAUGGUACCGACUUCUUCACGCUGCCGAUCCUCGAGGAUCCCGCCACGGAGUCGUUGGUUGGCGACUCCUUCGAUAUCGCCGUGUACCUCCAGAAGACCUAUCCGGACUCCGGCGCCGGCGACCUCUUUCCCCCUCAGAAGAUCGACUAUGCCUUCACCCAUCCUGCGAUCCUGAUCCCGCUGUCGGAGUGUGACGACACUGAAUUCCCGGAAUACGCCAAGUUCAACAUGAACGUCGACGCGGCCUUCACAGCACAUGUACAGCUUGGACUCCAGGGCUUUCCGUUCGAUCCCGCUACCGCCGAGGCCAGUAAGGAGGAAUUUGCGCGAGACAAGAUCAAGGAUUCGUUCCGGGAUAUGCUAGGGGGGCUGGUUCCGAUAUUCUCGAGGGACACCAGUGGGCCAUUUCUGCUCGGCACCCGGGCGAGCUAUGCAGACUUGAUCGUCGGUGCCUGGCUGCGGAUGAUGCACGUCACCCUCCCGGACAGUGAAUGGGAGGAGGUGGCCAGUUGGCAUGGGGGUCUGUUUGGGCGCUUGCAUGAUGCGUUGGACGUCUAUGCGGAGGUGAAAUAG
Messenger RNA from Aspergillus nomiae NRRL 13137, 777 nucleotides. RefSeq lists its product as uncharacterized. Lineage: Eukaryota; Fungi; Ascomycota; Eurotiomycetes; Eurotiales; Aspergillaceae. The record is from RefSeq and is a predicted model, not a curated record. The transcript is spliced from 2 exons. Bases 1 to 777 code for a protein of 258 amino acids.